Oppia nitens is the source of this 1701-nucleotide messenger RNA. Its product is annotated as putative glucosylceramidase 4. The transcript is spliced from 5 exons. Gene Ontology annotation, molecular function: glucosylceramidase activity. Gene Ontology annotation, biological process: glucosylceramide catabolic process. NCBI's taxonomy places the organism in Eukaryota, Metazoa, Arthropoda, Arachnida, Sarcoptiformes, Oppiidae. The record is from RefSeq and is a predicted model, not a curated record. Bases 50 to 1624 code for a protein of 524 amino acids.
AAAUUUAAUACUUGUAAACCAAUACCACCAUUUAUUGUUAAUAAAUACAAUGUUUCAAAAUAUUUUAAAAUAUUUAUUGUUUUUAUUAUUGAAUUCAGGUUUAAUAGUAAAAGCUUCAAAUCCAUGUUCAUUACGUACAAUAACGGGUGCGGAUAGUGUUUGUGUCUGCAAUCAGACCUAUUGUGAUGACUUUCCACCAAUAGUUUCACCUAAAACUGGUUAUGCAUUGAUCUAUGAAAGUGGCAAAACUGGCAAACGAUUCGCUGAGACACAGAUCCCAUUUAACCAUACGAUGCCAUUCAAUGCAAACCUAAUUCAAACAAUAACUAUAGACCGAAACCAAAAAUAUCAGAGUAUUAUUGGUUUUGGUGGCGCUUUUACUGAUGAGUUCGGUAUGGUUUUGAAUGGUCUUCCCAAAGAGCUGUCACAAUAUUUGAUGGACAGUUAUUUUAGCAAAAAUGGUAUUCAAUAUAAUAUGGGAAGAGUGCCGGUGGCCUCUACUGACUACUCGGCCCACUAUUAUUCAUACGAUGAUAAACUCAAUGAUAAACAACUCAAUCAUUUUGCAUUGACUAAGGAAGACUUAGAAUUGAAAAUACCUCAUAUCAAAACUGCUCAAAACUUGAGUACAUCACCGCUUAGACUAUUUGGUAGCGCAUGGGUUGCACCCGAUUGGAUGAAAACAGAUCCGAAAUCGCAAUUUCCUAAUCAACUAAAGGGUGACACAGGAGGAGAAUAUUAUGAUAUUUUCGCCAAAUAUUUAGUGAAAUUUUUAGACAUAUAUAAACAACAUAACAUAACAAUGUGGGGACUGACCACUCAAAACGAGCCCACUUGGGGCCGCAUAUUCAUACCCAACGAUUUGUAUUUUGAUCCAAAUAUGCAACGAGUGUUUGUCGGCAAAAAUCUUGGACCUCAACUCUUGAAGUCGGGCUAUACUCCGGAUAAACUAAAACUUAUGAUAUAUGACGACAACAUUUACCAGACGACUGACUGGCACCACACACUUCAACAGUUUGCAGACCAAGUAUUCAACGACAAAAUUGCUGAACCAUUUGUUUCGGGAAUGGCUUACCAUUGGUACGAAAGUUCCCGUACUGAUGGUUAUCCUGAUAUUGUUUUGGAUGAACUAAAUAGUAAAUAUCCGAAUAAGUUUAUGUUAAUGACUGAGGCCUGUCAUUUGGAUGGAUUGGGUAAUGGGCGCUGGGAUUUUGGGGAACAUUAUGCACAUGAUAUUAUUAGGGAUUUAAAUCACUGGACUAUUGGUUGGGUUGAGUGGAAUAUGGCAUUGGGUUUAAACGGUUGUCCCCGUUGUGGUCCAAAUCAAUGUGGAACAGCUAUUGUUGUGGACAUUGAGAAAGGAGAAGCUUAUAAACAGCCGACUUUUUAUAUUAUCGGACAUUUUAGUAAAUUUAUAAAACCUGAUUCCGUCCGAAUUGCACACCAAUUGUCUGAUAAUAUAAAUAACUUAUUUAUUUUAUCAAUCAUACGACCAGACAAUGGAGUGGUUGUGGUUGUGCUCAACCAAAAUGAUUUAGACAUUGACUUAAAAAUCAAUGACAAAAACAAUGUAUUAAGUUAUACAAUACCAGCCCGAACUAUACAAACUUAUAUUUGGUGGUAAUUAAUAAAAGUACAUUCAAUUUAAUUUACAAAUAUUUUAUAAGUAUCAAUGAAUUAUAGUAUAAAAUUAAACUUUAU